Messenger RNA from Eubalaena glacialis (North Atlantic right whale), 1732 nucleotides. RefSeq names its product cytochrome P450 2F3-like. Gene Ontology annotation, cellular component: cytoplasm; intracellular membrane-bounded organelle. Bases 254 to 814 code for a protein of 186 amino acids. Gene Ontology annotation, biological process: xenobiotic metabolic process. The record is from RefSeq and is a predicted model, not a curated record. NCBI's taxonomy places the organism in Eukaryota, Metazoa, Chordata, Mammalia, Artiodactyla, Balaenidae. The transcript has 4 exons. Gene Ontology annotation, molecular function: heme binding; oxidoreductase activity, acting on paired donors, with incorporation or reduction of molecular oxygen, reduced flavin or flavoprotein as one donor, and incorporation of one atom of oxygen; iron ion binding.
CUGAGGGCCCAGAUACCUAGUUCUGAGGGUGCAGGGGGCUGGGGACCUGGACUUCUAGAUUUUGAGGGAAGGCGGUGGGGCUGGACUCCUGGGUCCGAAGGAGAAGGCAGCUGGGGGACGGGCUCUGGGGUCUCGAUGGCGGAGGGGUCAGGAGCCCAGACCCGGGCCCGCUGAGCACCGGCUCCGUGUAGCUCCCUGGCCGCUGGGGUCCGGUGUUCACGGUGUGGCUGGGCCCGCGCCCUGCAGUGGUGCUAUGUGCAGCUACGCAGCGCUGCGGGACGCAUUAGUGCUGCAAGCGGAUGCCUUCUCCGGCCGCGGGGCCAGGGCAGUCUUCGAACGCUUCACACGCGGAAACGGCAUCGUGGUUUCUAACGGGCAGCGCUGGCGGACGCUGCGCAAUUUUGCACUUGGAGCACUUCAGGAGUUCGGCUUGGGUACGCGGACCAUCAGGGACAGUGUCCUGGAAGAGGCGCCUUGUCUGCUUGGCGAAUUUCAAGACAGCGUUGGAGCUCCGUUCGACCCCUGGCGGCUACUAGAUAAUGCUGUAUCUCAUGUUAUGUGUUCCGUGGUCUUUGAGAACCGCUAUGGCUACGAGGACCCAGAGUUCCUGAGGUUCCUGGACCUCUUCAAUGACAACUUCCGCAUCAUGAGUUCCAGAUGGGGUGAGGAACAGAAGGGCCCGGAGAGCCAUUUCCAGGAGACAUUGGUGAUGAUGACGCACAACCACUUCUUGGGCAGUACCGAGACCACAAGCACCGCCCUGCGCUAUGAACUCCUCUUUCUGCUCAAACACCCAGAGGUGGCAGGCUUGUGAGCUGGACAGCUCGGGACGAGGCGGCUAGGGUUUCGGGUUGGCUGGAGGCUGGGCUACGCAUAGUUCACAUCUCUGCCGGCCCCAGCCAAAGCGCAGGCGGAGCUGGAUCCCGUGGUAGGUCGAAUGUGCGCCCCAAGCCUGGAGGACCAAGAGCGCCUGCCCUACACCAACGCCACGCUGCAGGAGAUGCAGAGCGUCUUCAGCGUGCUACCGCUGGAGCUGCCGCGUGCCCUCACCUGUGAUGCCCACCUGCGCAGCCACUUCCUGCCCAAGGUGCCCACCAAGACUGGGGAUCCUGCGCAGGGGCUGGGGAGGGCCUAUUAACAGAGAUCAGCAGGCCUAAGCGUCCAGAGCACUGACUCUGGGAGCAAGGAAGUAGGCCUUCCUUGCCACUGGCUUCGAAAUGGGGUCUUGGAUGGACGUUUGGAAGAGUCACUUGCCAAUUUUUCAAGUAACCCUUGCACAUCUCCCCUGGGCACCUUCAUGAUUCCUCUCCUUGUGUAUGCACACCAGGAUCUCACCCAAUUUAAGGACCCAGACUGUUUCAAUCCCACCAACUUUCUGAAUGACAAGGGUGAGUUCCAGAGCAACAACUCCUUCAUGCCCUUUGCCCCAGGUCUGGGCUGGGCAGGGAGGGGACCAGUCUGGACAUGCCACGGGGUGCAUGGGUUUGUCACUCCACACCCCCACGUCCCCAGGAAAGCAAUGUGCCUGGGUGCAGGCCUGGCCCGAUCCGAGAUCUUCCUCACCUCCAUUCUACAGCAGUUCUGCCUGCUCCCUGUGGGGAGCCCCGCCAACAUCGACCUCACCCCACAGUGCACUGGCCUGGGCAACGUGCCCCCAGCCUUCCAACUCUGUCUGGUGGCCCGCUGAAGUCAGGUUCAGCCACCCUCUGCUCACUGGCUCUCAGACCUCCUU